AUGGAAGAUGCCCAGGCAUCACUCAGUUCAACCUACGGGAUUUGUCUGGGGCAAAAGGAUGCGGUCAUGCCGACCAAGAGUGUUCUCACGUACGUCGUGACGAGCGCAACUCGCACCAUGUCGCCGACUCUCAGUCUACCAACCACAACGAGCACACCGGUCAUCACAUCCUCUUCACGAAUUCAAAGCAGCUCUACCCAGACCGCUUUUGCCGAUACUGUUCCUUCACUCCCGUCUGCUACAUCGUCGGCAACGUCUUCGCCUGUCGCAGCAACCACGGCUUCAAACAAUCCUCCCAGAAUGACACCUGCGCAGAUUGCUGGACUUUCAGUAGCUGCAGUAGCAGCUUUUGUUAUGGCGAUUGGACUGAUGGCGCUCAGUGUGUGCUUGCGCAGACGAAAGGAGCGACGGGUGGUCUUCGAUGGAGACGAAAAGGGAGAGACUCAGCGAGGAAAGCAGCUUUCGACAAGAUUCUCGCACUAUGUCCAAGUAGGACACGGUACUGAACUACCGAAGCAGUUCCCCUUGGCGCCUCCGCGAGCUUUUCGCAGGGGCAGCAAGCAAGGCCCAGCACGUCCAGCGCAACGAUUCGGGGUGGGAACUUCCAACAGUUCCUCAAAUUCCUCGUUGCCACUGGAUCAGAUAGGUCUGGCCAUCAGUGCCGAGCUGGAUGGAAAGCCCGUGGUACCUCAGAAGGCGCCAAAAGUCGGCACAACGCAUCAAAAGGCACCUCUCGCGACACAAUCGCAUACCAGCACAGCCUUUCGGCCUGUCAGUACGAUGACUCAGGAGACUGUCUUCGAAGAAGAUGAGACCUCACCACACCGGAGAUCCUCGAUGCUGUUGCCCACGCCUCCAGUACCCAUUCCUCCGAUCCGCGCUCUACAGCCCUCUAGACGAGCACCAAACUUCGCCGUCAACCAGCGUUCAGCAGGACGUGGAUCCGAGUUGUUUCUUAAUAUUCCUGUUCGUCACGAGAGGCCCCAGCCGAAGCAGAUUGCUGCGGCAGCGACACGCUCUCAUGGUGCACCACUACCACCUCAAGCGCAGCCUGCAACACGCCCGCGCUUGGCACCACCUUUCCAGAUGACAUCUACAGCCACUUCGUACGAAUCAAAAGCCACGACUGCCAGCUCGCGCGACGCAAGCACAUCUGGAGACAUCAUCGACUAUUAUUUCUCCAGUGGCCAGAGCCGUGACCAGACACCCAAGGCCAGUCCAGCGCGCAUCGUCCGCCCAAAAGAGUCACCGAAGACUGUGCAGAUUAAGUCAAAGAAAUCGCACGGUAGCACACUGUCGCGUACUACAUCGCGAACUUCGACCAGCCUACGCGAUUCCCUGAACAGCCAGACAUCUUUUGAGACGACAAAUGCCAACGACUCCACACCCGAAGAUGAGGACGAAGACAAGCAACUGUCGGAUGACAGUGCCAGCAAUAAACAGCAGCUAUCACCUGUCGCUGAGUCGCCAAUCUCCAAGCUGCGAUACCCAAAGGUGCCUCGGUCUUCGAAUCAGCUGGUACCGCGUAGCCCAAAGAGUUCGCCACAGCAGCAGAACUUCAGAAGUCCACGUAGGGCCCCAGACGCGUCAGCACUUCUUCAGAAACGCAACAAUGCUCUUCCGCCACUACUACUCGAGUCCCGGCCUAGACUAGAGAGCCCUCACCGAGACCCGUUUACAUCCCCGCCGCGUGUGACUAGUCCUCCGCGCAGGGCUCGGUCACACAUGCGCAGCAACAGCACAGAGUCGUGGAGCACGACACCUGCUUCAAAGACGGGUAUCGACCGUAAGAGUCGCGUGCAGAGUGGCGCUUGGGGUAGAAGCCCUGUCAUGUACGAGGAAGACGUCGUGCGGCCGUUGAAUGUGAGGAGGAAGAGAGACGAGAUGUCCGAGUUGAACAUCGGCCGAGAUGUAAACGUCGACUUCGAUCGGGACGGAUUGAAGAGUCCUGCAUGGGUACCCCGACUCACGCCGAGGAAAAAGGGCGAGGACCUAUUCCUGGAGGUCGGGUGGAGAUGA
Molecule: messenger RNA, 2019 nt
Organism: Alternaria novae-zelandiae
Lineage: Eukaryota; Fungi; Ascomycota; Dothideomycetes; Pleosporales; Pleosporaceae
Exons: 1
Coding region: 1-2019 (672 amino acids)
Source: RefSeq, a predicted model, not a curated record